AUGUCCUUUCAGAUCAAGGAUUUAGGGGAGGAUAUGGAGGACGAAAAUGAGGUUGGAUUGCCAGCAAAAGGCAUCAGUAUGAUCAUCAAGGAAGUGCUGCCAGACAUGCGAAUUGCUAACGAAUCUCGCGAAUUGUUUGCCGCUUGUUGUGUGGAGUUUGUAAAAUAUGUGGCCAGAGGCGCUCAACACGUGAGCGGGCAUGAUCAACGUAAAACGAUCUAUCAUGAACACGUGCUGAAAGCUCUACAGUUGCUGCAGUUUCCUCCAGAUUACUGCGAAGCUGCCGAUAGCGUUUUGGGGGAAUGUAAGGUGGCUGCUGAAAAACGUCUAAAACGAAAAAAUUCACGAUUGGACAAAUGCGGAAUUCCGGAAGAAGAGCUGUAUCUCAUGCAACAGCAAUUGAUACAACAAGCGCGUGAACAAGAUCCAGAUCAGUUGCGUGCCCAAGCUGCAGCCGUUCAGCCGCUCGUCCAGGAGCAACAAGUGUUCGCUGCACAGCCGGCCCAGGAUGAUGAUGAGUAUGAUACAUAAUGCAUACUUCGACUGGUUUAUUUGUUUUUGUGGUUGUAAAUAGUUGUGUCAUAAGAAUUAGUGGGUUUCUUCCAGCAUACUAUGGUUUUUUUUAUUUGUUUUCCUCUGGUGGACUAGAGAAGGCUUGAGUCUUUGUGGAAACUACAAAUUUUUGAUUUUUUUUGGAAUUAGACUGAAUUUUUAUAUCUUUCUUUGAUGCU
Messenger RNA from Cylicocyclus nassatus, 731 nucleotides. NCBI's taxonomy places the organism in Eukaryota, Metazoa, Nematoda, Chromadorea, Rhabditida, Strongylidae. The record is from the annotation of a GenBank genome assembly.